Molecule: messenger RNA, 1301 nt
Organism: Metopolophium dirhodum (rose-grain aphid)
Lineage: Eukaryota; Metazoa; Arthropoda; Insecta; Hemiptera; Aphididae
Gene: Pex2
Product: peroxisome biogenesis factor 2
Exons: 8
Coding region: 455-1288 (277 amino acids)
Biological process (GO): protein import into peroxisome matrix
Cellular component (GO): peroxisomal membrane
Molecular function (GO): zinc ion binding
Source: RefSeq, a predicted model, not a curated record
UAAUAUUUUAUCUCAUCGACGCAGGCUGAUGAACAAUAUAAUUAUUAUACUAAUGUUCUAAUUUCUGUGAUAUUAUAUUAAUUUAUGUUCAUAAUUUAUGUAAAUUAUACAUUAAUACAUUAAUAGAUUCAUCGUGAUUAUAGUUCAUGAACUACUGCAUAGAAUAAAGAUACCUACUAGAACUACUGUACUACUUUAGUCUGUAAUACUGUAUAUUUUAUAGACAUUAAAGAAUUAAUUAAUUACUAAUUAGGUAUUUGAAGUCUUGCAUCGGUCAACGACGAUUCAGAUUUCAGAAUAUACAAUUUGGUGUUCUUCAAAAGGAACGAUAUAUUUUCCGUUCACUUUUGAACGUGUAGACAUACCAUUUCUAAAUCAUCAGGCGUCUUCAGAUCACUUUUGAUCCUGUUCUGUCAUAUGUUGAUUGCGGUCCACAAUUAGUCAAUUAGUCAUAAUGGUACCUCGUGUGACUCUGCUGGACGCUCAUGUACUCGAUGAUCACAUUUCCAAAAUAUUCAUUGGCCAGACCUUAAAGAUUUUCAAGUACUUACCGUCAUGGAUUUUAAACAAUUGCGAGUUGGAAAUAAAUGUGAUAUUACAAUUUUUAAUGACAUAUUAUUCUGUGACAAAAUCAAAAGCAACAUUUGGCCAACAAAUGCUUGGAAUUAGAUUCAAACCAGACGAGCUGACUGAUACAAAGUUAGUUCUAUAUCAACUGUUAACGGUCGGAGCAGAGUAUAUACAAUCGAAAAUAGAAAGUCCUUCAAACAAUUUUAUAAACAAUAUUUCUAACCUACAGUUAGUGGUUGAUGUUUUGAAAGCGGGUUCUUUCUUGAAUUUUCUACUCUUCCUGCAACAAGGCAAGUACCCGACAUUAACUCAAAGAUUUUUAAGUCUUUCACAAGAGUCAACCCGCAAACGAAAUAUUGAAUAUACUUAUAUGACAAGAGAACUGCUGUGGCAUGGUUUUUCUGAGCUGUUGUUAUUCACAUUGCCUCUGAUCAAUUAUCAGUCUUUAAAACAUAAAAUAUCCAGAGUAAUGCAUUUUGCACCACGCAAAGAAGAUUUCAAAGAAAGACAGCCGCUUAUGUUUCCUGUGUCGGUGUGUAGUAUUUGUCAAGAGAGACCUGUGUUACCGCAUCAUCUUAAAUGCUCUCAUGUGUUUUGUUACUACUGUAUAAGUUCAAAGAGAAUGGUUGAUGAAAAAUUUGAAUGCCCCGAGUGUCAUCAUUUCGAACCUAAUGUAAUACCUGUGAUAUUGAUCAAUAAAGUUAAUAUAAACUCAUAAUAAUUUAUGAUGA